AUGACCCAAAAGACUAUACAGCAGGUCCCAAGACAGGGCUUAGAGUUACUGGCCAGCACGCAGGACCUUGCCCAGCUCUGCUACAUCUAUGGCGAGCCUGCCGAGGGAGAGGAUUCGACCGCCGACGAGUCCAUUAUUAAUACGCCGCAGUGUAGCACAAUUCCAGAGGUAGCGGUAGAGCCGGAAGUUCAGCCAAUACCGGACACGCCGCUGACCGCAAUAUUCAUCAUUAGGGCUCUGGUCGCCCGUAAGCUCCGCAGGUCGGAAACCGAGAUUGACCCCAGUCGCUCAAUCAAAGAGCUGUGUGGCGGCAAGUCCACACUACAGAAUGAACUGAUUGGCGAGCUGGGCAAUGAGUUCCAGACCUCUCUCCCUGAUCGCGCGGAGGACGUCUCCCUAGCGGACUUGGAUGCUGCCCUGGGCGAGGUCUCGCUAGGACCCACGUCGGUUUCUCUUCUGCAGAGAGUUUUCACGGCGAAGAUGCCGGCCCGCAUGACAGUGUCGAAUGUGCGUGAGCGUUUGGCCGAAAUCUGGGGCCUUGGAUUUCAUCGACAAACUGCAGUCUUGGUGGCCGCACUUGCGGCUGAGCCUCACUCCCGACUCACCUCCUUGGAGGCGGCAUAUCAGUAUUGGGACGGUUUGACCGAGGCCUACGGGCAGUCAUUGGGUCUUUUCUUGCGGAAAGCUAUCUCACAGCAAGCUGCACGGAGUGACGACCAAGGCGCUCAAGCUAUAGCCCCUGCAGACUCGCUCGGGUCUAAGGAUCUUGCACGAAAGCAGUACGAGGCUCUUCGCGAGUACCUAGGGAUACGGACCCCAACUACGAAACAGGAUGGUCUAGAUCUUGCAGACCUACAGCAGAAGCUGGACUGCUGGACUGCCGAAUUUUCGGACGACUUCCUCAGCCAGAUUUCGCGUCGCUUCGACGCACGAAAGACGCGCUGGUACCGCGACUGGUGGAACUCGGCGCGCCAGGAGCUUCUGACAAUCUGCCAAAAUAGUAAUGUACAAUGGACAGACAAAAUGCGUGAGCACUUUGUCCAGCGCGCUGAGGAAGGCCUUGUUGAGAUUGCUCGGGCACAUUCACUCGCGAAACCCCUUGUGCCGGACCUCAUCCAGGCCAUUUCUCUCCCUCCUGUCGUCCGGCUAGGGCGUUUGGCGACCAUGAUGCCACGGACGGUGGUGACCCUUAAGGGGGAGAUUCAAUGCGAGGAACAUGAACGGGAGCCUUCUUGCUUUGUGGAGUUCUUCAGCAGCUGGAUCCAGGCAAACAACAUUCGAUGCACCAUACAAUCUAAUGGGGAAGACCUCACAUCAGUAUUCAUCAACAGUCUGGUACAUGCCAGUCAACAAGGGGUUUCUUUUGCCAACCACACAUACCUUAUAACAGGGGCGGGACCAGGAUCGAUCGGCCAACAUAUCGUCCGUCGCUUGUUAACAGGUGGUGCCAGGGUCAUUGUAACCACGAGCCGCGAGCCAUUGCCUGCCGCUGCCUUCUUCAAGGAGCUGUAUAGUAAGUGUGGAAAUCGCGGAUCGCAGUUACAUCUAGUGCCUUUCAAUCAGGCCAGCGUUGUGGACUGUGAGCGUCUGAUUGGCUACAUUUACGAUGACUUGGGGCUGGAUCUAGAUGCGAUCCUCCCCUUUGCUGCCACAAGCCAGGUGGGAGCUGAAAUCGACGGACUGGAUGCCAGUAAUGAAGCAGCGUUUCGACUGAUGCUGGUGAAUGUACUACGUCUUGUAGGGUUCGUGGUAUCUCAAAAAAGGCGUAGAGGUAUUUCCUGCCGACCAACCCAAGUCGUGCUGCCUCUGUCUCCUAACCAUGGCAUCUUGGGUGGUGACGGUCUCUACGCGGAGUCCAAACGCGGGCUUGAGACAUUAAUACAGCGGUUCCAUUCAGAGUCAUGGAAGGAAGAGCUCUCAAUAUGUGGCGUCAGCAUCGGCUGGACCCGGUCAACGGGCUUGAUGGCGGCCAACGACCUUGUUGCUGAGACGGCAGAGAAACAAGGCCGCGUGCUGACAUUCUCUGUUGAUGAGAUGGGAGACCUCAUCUCACUGUUAUUAACUCCGCAGUUAGCCACCCGCUGCGAAGAUGCCCCUGUCAUGGCGGACUUUUCUGGAAAUCUCUCGUGUUGGCGCGAUGCCUCUGCUCAGCUUGCUGCUGCCCGUGCAAGCCUUCGUGAGCGCGCUGACACUGCCCGAGCUCUAGCACAGGAGGACGAACGAGAAUACCGUUGCCGACGCGCAGGAAGUACUCAAGAACCAGUGGACCAAAGAGUCUCGCUCCAUCUCGGGUUCCCAUCACUCCCUGAGUAUGACCCACUGCUACACCCAGAUCUCGUGCCUGCUGAUGCAGUGGUUGUUGUCGGCUUCGCUGAGCUGGGCCCAUGGGGAAGCGCGCGGAUUCGGUGGGAAAUGGAGUCGCGCGGGUGUCUUUCUCCUGCAGGAUACGUGGAGACGGCAUGGCUAAUGAAUCUCAUACGGCAUGUUGACAACGUCAAUUACGUCGGAUGGGUGGAUGGGGAAGAUGGGAAGCCCGUUGCAGAUGCUGAUAUUCCAAAACGAUACGGCGAGCGGAUCCUAUCGAAUGCAGGCAUACGUUCACUGCCAUCUGACAAUCGAGAGGUUUUCCAGGAGAUCGUGCUUGAACAAGACUUGCCGUCAUUUGAGACUACACGGGAAAAUGCCGAAGCUCUGCAGCAACGGCACGGCGAUAUGGUGCAAGUCAGCACACUCAAAAACGGCUUGUGUCUAGUUCAGCUACAGCACGGCGCAACAAUCCGCGUUCCCAAAUCCAUCAUGUCUCCUCCAGGUGUUGCCGGCCAACUGCCGACAGGCUGGUCGCCAGAACGGUACGGGAUUCCAGCGGAAAUCGUGCAGCAAGUUGACCCCGUUGCCCUUGUGCUGCUCUGCUGUGUAGCGGAGGCUUUCUACAGUGCCGGCAUUUCCGAUCCAAUGGAGAUAUUUGAGCACAUUCAUCUAUCGGAACUGGGCAACUUUGUAGGCUCCUCAAUGGGUGGGGUGGUGAACACCCGAGCGCUAUAUCACGACGUCUGCCUUGAUAAGGAUGUGCAAUCCGACGCACUGCAGGAGACAUAUCUCAACACUGCACCGGCGUGGGUGAAUAUGUUGUAUCUGGGUGCAGCUGGUCCAAUCAAGACUCCUGUAGGCGCGUGUGCAACUGCUUUGGAAUCAGUUGACUCCGCCGUAGAAUCUAUCAAAGCCGGUCAGACAAAGAUCUGCCUUGUCGGUGGCUAUGACGACCUUCAGCCUGAGGAGUCAGCAGGCUUUGCCCGCAUGAAGGCUACGGUUUCUGUCAGAGAUGAGCAGGCGCGCGGCCGCGAGCCCGGCGAGAUGUCGCGUCCUACAGCGGCCUCUCGCUCUGGGUUCGUGGAAUCCCAAGGCUGCGGUGUCCAGCUUCUUUGUCGCGGGGAUGUGGCGUUAGCAAUGGGUUUGCCUAUUUACGGCAUCAUCGCUGGCACUGGCAUGGCCUCAGACGGGAUUGGUCGCUCCGUGCCUGCUCCCGGACAAGGCAUCCUCACUUUUGCACAGGAAGAUGCUCAGAACCCUGCCCCGAUCCGGACAGCGCUCGCGCGCUGGGGGUUAGGGAUCGACGAUAUCACCGUGGCCUCACUGCAUGCGACCUCGACACCAGCAAACGACACCAACGAACCUCUCGUGAUUCAGCGGGAAAUGACUCACCUUGGCCGCACCUCCGGCCGUCCUCUGUGGGCGAUCUGUCAAAAAUUUGUGACCGGCCAUCCAAAAGCCCCCGCAGCAGCGUGGAUGUUGAACGGGUGUCUCCAGGUGCUCGAUACCGGUCUUGUGCCGGGCAACCGAAACGCAGACGACGUCGAUCCUGCUCUCCGAUCGUUCAGUCAUCUGUGUUUCCCAAUCCGUUCAAUACAGACCGAUGGCAUCAAGGCAUUCUUGCUGAAUUCGUGCGGUUUCGGACAGAAGGAGGCGCAGCUUGUGGGUGUUCAUCCUCGAUACUUUUUGGGUCUACUCUCAGAGCCAGAGUUCGAAGAAUACAGAACCCGACGGCAACUUCGCAUCGCAGGAGCUGAACGAGCCUAUAUCAGCGCGAUGAUGACAAAUUCCAUUGUCUGCGUGCAGUCACACCCUCCCUUUGGUCCCGCAGAGAUGCACUCCAUCCUACUGGAUCCUUCUGCUCGUAUAUGCCUGGAUUCAUCCACCAAUUCCUACCGCGUCACAAAAGCGUCCACUCCAGUUUAUACGGGCUUCCAGAGGCCUCACGACAAACGUGAAGAUCCUCGUCCGUCAACGAUCGGCGUCGAUACCGUAACCUUGAGCAGUUUCAAUGCGCACGAGAACGCCAUCUUCCUGCAGCGCAACUACACCGAGCGCGAACGCCAGUCCCUGCAACUACAGAGCCAUCGCAGCUUCCGGUCCGCAGUCGCGAGUGGCUGGUGCGCCAAAGAAGCCGUUUUCAAAUGCUUACAGACGGUAUCCAAGGGCGCAGGGGCGGCGAUGAGCGAGAUCGAGAUUGUGCGCGUACAAGGGGCUCCGUCUGUGUUACACGGCGAUGCACUUGCUGCAGCGCAAAAGGCUGGUUUGGAUAAUAUCCAGCUAAGUCUGAGCUAUGGUGAUGAUUGUGUGGUCGCGGUUGCUUUAGGUGUACGCAAGUGGUGUCUUUGGCCGUUGGCCUCUAUCAUCCGUUAA
Aspergillus nidulans FGSC A4 is the source of this 4680-nucleotide messenger RNA. Its product is annotated as fatty acid synthase subunit stcJ. The transcript is spliced from 2 exons. Gene Ontology annotation, cellular component: fatty acid synthase complex. The coding region runs from base 1 to 4680 and encodes 1559 amino acids. Gene Ontology annotation, molecular function: magnesium ion binding; acyltransferase activity; holo-[acyl-carrier-protein] synthase activity. Lineage: Eukaryota; Fungi; Ascomycota; Eurotiomycetes; Eurotiales; Aspergillaceae. Gene Ontology annotation, biological process: sterigmatocystin biosynthetic process; fatty acid biosynthetic process; long-chain fatty acid biosynthetic process. The record is from RefSeq and is a predicted model, not a curated record.